GGCGCACUUUCAAGACUGCCUGAGGUGUCCAAGGGCUUGCGUACGUGCCAGUCUGCAGGACAUGUUCGCGAUACCUAGGUCAAUACUGUGAGCGCGUAAUUUUAGCCCUCACGUAGACACGAAGCUCUGAAGCAGGGCCACUAUGUUGUCGUUCGAUACCAUCAAUAUCAUUUGCAUCGUAGCCACGGCGUGUCUCGUAGCAGCCGUCCAGCUGACGCAUGCCGCAUCUUGUCCGGAACCUUCGGCCAUCGAUGUGAUCGACGUUGGCCGCGACUACGUCACGUUCGGAUGGAAUGCGACGCAGCUACUUCCAAGCCCCCUGCACUGCGCGUGUGGCUUUCCGGGUGUCUACGCGAACGUCUGUUCCGCGGACGCCAAUUCUUCGGACUGCAGCGAAGGUGUCACGGGCUUCACCACCACGCAGCUAAACAUGAGGCCCGGCUACACCCACAUGGUCUGCGUGCAGACGCAGUGCUCGCCGACCAAUUUUUCAUCGCCCGUUUGCAGGACGGUCCACACCUUGGCUUCAGAACCUUCGGAGAGUUUCGUCAAGCUAGCUGUUUCAGUGGUCAGCCCCACAAAACUGCAAGUCUUCUGGAAUGCCAUUCACGAGCCUGAUGACGGCGACGUCGUAAAACACUACGAGGUGUCUUGGUGGAAGCGCGGCCCCCGCCAGGCCAGCGCGCCUGCCACGGGCAAAUCUACCACACUCACCAACGAAACCUCCAUCACCGUCGACAAACUGGAGCCUCACGCCACCUACGCCGUCCAGGUGGUCGCGGUCUGCCAAAACGGCAACGCCACGACGCGACGCCCGUCUAAGAUCGCUACAACUACGACAUAUCCAGAAGGCCUGGUAGGCGUGUCCGACGUCACCCUGUCGACCACCAAUCGGAGGCCUUCUCUGUGCGACGUGUCCGUCAGGUGGACUGCCACGGCCCCAGACCCGGAGGCACUGGAGCAACACGAAUACCGCGUCACCCUAUGCGUGGGUUCUCAGGACGUCGCCUCCGAAAACUGCCGCAACAUGACGGUCCAGGGUGGUCGCACCAGAGUUACUUUUCCAGGAGUGCAAAAUUUCGCCGCUCUCUUCGCCACUGUGAGACCGGUGUUUAACAAUCCGGAUAACGUAUUCGAAGGCGAAGCCAGCGUGACGCUAGGUACGAGUUGGACGCCUGAGAUACCGAGAGUCGAAGAUCUCGUCGUCAGGGACGUGACCGGCAAAUCGGCCCGCGUUUCGUGGUCGAAGCUGGCACAGCUCGACGGCGUCGUCGGCGCGUACUACCGCGUUGCGGUCAGCGCGAAGAAAAAUCGAAGGCCUGCAGAGGACUCCGGUAGGAACGCCGAGGAAGAACAAGAACUGGACGCCGGCGAGGGUGUUCUGGAACAAGACGUCGUGCGAGAAGUCCCUGAGAGUGAAGCCGGCUUGGACCUGACAGACUUGAAGCCGUGGACGACUUACGCAAUCACAGUCACGCCUGGAGUCACGGCGACCGGAGUCGCCGUAGCGGGCGAGAGCGCAAACGAAGCCUUCGAAACGCCAGCGGAACCCCCGAGCAAACCUCAGAGCGUGUCCGUUGUGGAACGCGAAGGCGACCGCUACUUGACCUGGCUUCCUCCGGAAUCGUGGAACGGACCCCGGUCCGGCUACGAAGUGAUUGUGGCCUGCGUCCAGGACAACGUGAGGACCAACGGACCCAGCGUAGUGCUUAGCCCCGACACGACGGCAUUCAAGGCUCCCAGCCUCAGCCCCACGAAGUCUUGCACUUUGGGUAUCCGCGCCUUCAACGUCUACCGCGGGGAGUCCCUGGACGGAGGCGUUGUCUGGGUCCGCCUCACGUUUCCCAGGAGUGAGGAAGCCGUGGUAGCCGAGCCGUCUUGAAUGAAGCCUGAGGCGGCGCGGCGAUGUCCGAUAGCGCGCCCCGUAAUGUUGAACGAUCGUAUUGG
Molecule: messenger RNA, 1947 nt
Organism: Rhipicephalus sanguineus (brown dog tick)
Lineage: Eukaryota; Metazoa; Arthropoda; Arachnida; Ixodida; Ixodidae
Exons: 5
Coding region: 143-1882 (579 amino acids)
Molecular function (GO): protein binding
Source: RefSeq, a predicted model, not a curated record